This is a messenger RNA of Porites lobata, 957 nucleotides long. Lineage: Eukaryota; Metazoa; Cnidaria; Anthozoa; Scleractinia; Poritidae. The record is from the annotation of a GenBank genome assembly.
AUGGUUUCAAUCAGUCCUUUUAAAAUACUUCUAAACAACCUCAACGGUGAACUAGACCAAAGAAAUCUUGAGAGUCUGGUACACGUUUGCGGAGAGCUUAUACCUGGCGGUCAACGAGAGAGAAUUACAUCUGGCUGGGAAGUGUUCAGUAUUCUUCUCCGACAAAACGCAAUCGGAGAAGAACCCAGGAAGAUGGCAUUUCUACUCGGAAUUAUUAAAGAGUUGAGGCCGAAGAGACGAGAUCUAGUCGGUAUGGUUAAAAGAUACAUAGAGGGGCACUAUGAACAGCCAGAAGAGAUACUGACUGACUUUGAGUCUAGCUCGGAUGGUUACAUAGUAAUUCCACGAUCUCCGACGCCUACAUCGUUCCAUGAUUGUUGUAGUGUUCGCUGUGGAUGUUUCAACUGUAGUUGUACUCCUUGCUGCAGCGGGUUUUGUUGCUUUGUGAUCAUAGCAAUAUUCUUCAUUUUUUUGGCAAUUGCGGCUACACUGCUGUGGUACGUAUUUCCUCGUUUUCGCAAACUUUUUAAUUCCAAUGACGACCUCAGAGUUGCUGGCCCGGUCAUUAUCGCGGGUCUGUUAGCCCUUGCAGUGUGCUGCAUCUCAUUCGGAAUUUACAUCAAACGAAGAAAUAGGCAGCCUAAUUAUUCAGAGCUGCGAAGUGAUAUCGACUCAAGAAGCGUGAACACUCCUUCGGACUCAGUUCGCACUGGUUACGUAACGAAGAUAGAUCGCCGAGGAAGCAAUGCGUGCUCGUGUUAUUCCGGUCGCAUAACAGACAUGACAGCCUCAAGUUCAUUCAAUUCCUUGUGGUCGGCCCGUACACCAUGGCCGAGGACUGAUGCCGUUGUAGUUACAGAUGGCUGCAACCAGCAGGAUAACGAAUUUACUCAGGAAAUAGAACCGGAACAGGAAGACAACGAUGACGAAUUGCUGUGGGUUCCAGUAGAGUCCUAA